CAACUCCAUAGAGACAACUCAAUAGAACAAACCGAACUUGUGUUUGGUUCCUCCGUGUAGAUUGGGAACCUGGGGCCUAAACCCUAAACCUAGAGUGUACCCGCGCUUGCCCUGUGUUUGCGUUGCACACAAACUCAGUCGCAAUUCCGAGUUAGGAUUUUGCGAACUGCCCUUCUUCCAGCUGCAUUCACUUCUCUUGUGGUGUGAAGAGGAGGAAACCUCUGUAGUCGAUGCUUUGUGAUUUUAAGACUCAAUCGCCAUGGUAGAAGCUGGAUCAGAAGAGGCGAUGACAGAGUCUUUGCGGGAAUUGUUGCCAACUUUGCCGUCUGCAGUUGUUGUGGAUCUUCUGUCUAUCGGGGUUUGUACGCGAUGUGUUCUGCGUUUCUUGAAUGUACGUAGCAUCGACUUCGCUGGCUCAAUUCCGAGCCCUGACUUGCUUCUGGCGGAACUGAAUUCAUCAUCAUCGUCAACCUCUAAGAAAACUAAUGGCAAUGAGAAGACAUCAACAGCAGAGAUGGAAUGUGAACCCACUACUGCCAUUGAGCUCACCAAUAAAAUAUCAGAGGGCAUGAAGAACCCCUGUAUUGUCUGUUUAGGGGCUUUGCACAUGUACAUCGGUGAUGGGUCAAAACAUCAAAUUGAACAGGUUGCCCGUAAGGAAGGGUAUGUUUUCGAUGACUUCUGCUUGGAGGCCUCGGUUCCAGCCAUCACAGUUGUCAGAGACCGAUCGCUUUGGUUGUACUUGAAAAAGAAGUAUCCCAAGGAGUCUAUGUUUGCUCCACAAUUUGAGACCAACAGCAUUGUUUCUUUGAAAGAGGCAAUCAAGUGGUCUGUGAUUGCACCUCUUGAGUCGAUGCUGGCCGCUAAGUUCAAUUCAAACGCUCUAGUGCGGAUAGCAUUGCUUUACAAGCAUUCGACAUCUUUGACGGAGCUCAAUUUCAUCAAUCACUCGGGUGGAGAUGCGAAACGACGACGUCGUGGCCAGGAAGAAAGAACACCCAGUCCAGCUGCUGGUCUAGCAGCUGUAGCUGCAGUGCGGACAGCAGAAGCAGGAGAGUCAGUAGCCACUGUUGUUCGGGCUCUUGCAACCAUGACGGGGGACACAUUUUCGCGCCAUUUUUCUUCUCCACCUCCCAGGGCCUCAACACCUUGUGAUCGGAGCAUAAUGUGCUGGCGCAUGCCAGUGUUUGUUGGGGGUCGAUAUUUGAAGUUCUCAAGAAACAUAAGUCAAAGUCGCUGGAUGAUUGAUGAUGAACGCAUGGGAGAGGGGUCUGUUCAGGAGGUCAUCGGAAAUGCGAUAUUUCCAUAUUACAAAGGCGACAGCUAUAAGUUUCAUGCAGCUGGCCGAGAAGAUAUGGACGUGCGCAUGCUAGGGCCUGGCCGACCCUUCUUAUUGGAAAUUUUAAAUGCACGCAAUAUUCCAUCUUCAUCAGAAAUUGCUAAACUAGAGGGCGAAAUUAAUAGUUUGAAAGAAGGCUGGGUCAAAGUCAGGGAGCUCCGGCAGGUUGGUGUUGAGGCAUGCGCUAUCAUGCGCGAAGGAGAGGCCGAAAAACAGAAAGAGUACGCUGCAGUUGUUUGGCUAUCAAGACCAGUUACAUCAGAGGAUUUUGAAGCACUGUCAAGUUUGAAAGAGCUGGAAUUACAGCAAAAAACACCAGUAAGGGUAUUACAUCGGCGAAGUCCCCUCAUCCGACCACGCAUCAUCCACUGGAUGAGGUGCGAAGAAAUCAAAGACAGUCCAAACUACUUCCUAUUAUUUCUCUGCACGCAGGCAGGCACUUAUAUUAAGGAGUUCGUUCAUGGUGAUUUUGGUCGUACAUGUCCGAAUGUUGGAUCAAUUUUGAAUUGCCAAGCCGAUAUUCUUCAACUAGAUGUCAUGGACGUCAAGAUGGACUUUCAUUGAGAGCUACUGAAGACUUUCUCUCAGCUCAUACGAGCAUGCAAUCUGUAGAAUUCUGGUUAGAUUACUGGAAUCGCGUAGUGACGGUUCUCGAACUGACUCACCUGUCUCGAUUCUUGAUGCCCCCUGACCUUGGGAGUUUCUUCAAGGGAGCUCUAUCAAAAGAAUUUUUAUCAUAACUAAAUUUAUCCUCCACAUUUUUGUUGUAUUGGGAGAAUAUUAUCACAAAAAGGUUGUUGAUCACACUGAAUAGAACUUGUUUUCAUUGAAA
Messenger RNA from Physcomitrium patens, 2171 nucleotides. RefSeq lists its product as uncharacterized. NCBI's taxonomy places the organism in Eukaryota, Viridiplantae, Streptophyta, Bryopsida, Funariales, Funariaceae. Gene Ontology annotation, biological process: tRNA pseudouridine synthesis. Gene Ontology annotation, molecular function: RNA binding; pseudouridine synthase activity. The record is from RefSeq and is a predicted model, not a curated record.